This is a messenger RNA of Labeo rohita (rohu), 827 nucleotides long. It is a transcript of the gene ubl4a, whose product is annotated as ubiquitin like 4A. Gene Ontology annotation, biological process: post-translational protein targeting to endoplasmic reticulum membrane. Gene Ontology annotation, molecular function: protein binding. The transcript has 4 exons. Bases 135 to 611 code for a protein of 158 amino acids. The record is from RefSeq and is a predicted model, not a curated record. Lineage: Eukaryota; Metazoa; Chordata; Actinopteri; Cypriniformes; Cyprinidae.
CAGCAUUCCCCGCGCAUGCGCAGAUUCAGUGCAAUCGACGUCAUGUCCGUGGGAAACGUCGGCUGGUAGUCCACGAAUGUUCAGCGAGAUAUUUAUCAAUUCUUUAUUUAGUAUUUCAUUUUAUAAAUGUAAAGAUGAUUCUCACAGUAAAGCCGCUUCAAGGGAAAGAGUGUAAUGUUCAGGUGACAGAAAAUGAAAAGGUAUCAACAGUAAAAGAGUUGGUAUCAGAGCGUUUAAACAUCCCUCCCAGUCAGCAGAGACUGCUGUAUAAAGGAAAAGCACUUGCAGAUGAACACAGGUUGAGCGAUUACUCCAUCGGGCCGGAGGCCAAACUGAAUCUAGUGGUGCGCCCGGCAGGUGAGAGGAGCGGCGGCGGCGCGGUGGGAACCAGCAGUAGUAGUAAUGAUAAAGCAGGCAGUGGUGUGUGGCAGUUACUCUCAACUGUCCUGGCCAAACAUUUCAGCCCAGCCGACGCAGCAAAAGUCCAGGAGCAACUUAUUAAGGAUUAUGAACGCUCCCUCAGACAGCUAAGUCUGGAUGACAUUGAGCGUAUGGCUAGCCGUCUGCUGCAUCCGGAGACAGAGGGCAUGGAUACCUCAUACAUGGACUAAAACACACUAGACUGAUGGAAACACUCCGGCUCCAACGGACGAGACACGGUCAGGGAGCGGGAUGUGUUUCAUAUGGACUUACAAGAGCUUCUCUGAUCUUCAAGAGGCUUACCGUUGCUUUCCCAUCAGAGGAAACAGUGGUGCUUUUAGUGCAACUUUGUAAAUAUUGUGUGCAAAUUAUUAAGAGACAAUAAAAAGUGUUCUUGAUCAGCUUGA